Messenger RNA from Penaeus indicus, 1536 nucleotides. RefSeq names its product phenoloxidase-activating factor 1-like. Lineage: Eukaryota; Metazoa; Arthropoda; Malacostraca; Decapoda; Penaeidae. Gene Ontology annotation, biological process: proteolysis. Bases 18 to 1139 code for a protein of 373 amino acids. Gene Ontology annotation, molecular function: serine-type endopeptidase activity. The record is from RefSeq and is a predicted model, not a curated record. The transcript has 9 exons.
GCAGCUACGCCUUCAGAAUGCACUACCGGGUUCUCACUCUCUCUUACGUGGCGGCGGUCACGCUCCUUGCCCUCGUGACGUCGGGGGCGGCAACGAGAGAUCGAAGGCAGGCCAGUUGCGGUGCCGGCGCACCAUGCAUCGUCGUCGACUCCUGCCCUCGUGUGAAAGCGCUCUUCCUGUCUCCCAACGCAGGCGACAAGCACAGGGCCCAGCAACUGGUGUGCGGAAGAGAGGGCAGACGUCUUAAGGUGUGUUGUGCCUCCUCAAACGUGACGCCGACGCCAACACCCGUCACUGCAACGCCCACCAGCAACCCCGGGGGGAACGGACAGCUGUUGCCCUCAAACUGCGGACAGGGUUCCGUUUUAGGGAAAGUUUUCGGUGGUACAAACACUGUUGUUGGCGAAUUUCCUUGGGUCGCUGCUCUGGGAUAUUUAGCUCCACGUAGCAGUGGCCCUCUGGAGUGGAAUUGUGGAGGAGCUCUCAUCAACGACCGUUACGUCCUGACAGCUGCUCACUGUGGCCAUGUAGAUAGUCUGUUUGGCUAUACUCUGACUGCAGUCCGUCUCGGCGAACACGACUUCUCCAAGACCAAGGACUGUAACUCAGCGGGAAUCAACUGCUUGCCUCCUGUGCAAGACUUCACGCCUGAGCAAGUCAUCCUCCAUCCUUCCUUCAACAAACGUGCCCCCGAGAGUGAUGAUAUUGCGCUCAUCAGACUGAACAGGAGGGUGCAAUUCAACGCUGGCGUGCAGACCAUCUGCCUCCCUCCCGCUGGCUUAAACGUUGGCUCCUUCCUUGGGGAUAGAGACGCUAUUGUGAUUGGCUGGGGGCAUACGGAGAACACCAUGGAUGUACAGGUGCUGCAGAAGGUCGCGCUACCUUUCGUUGAUUUCGCCACCUGCCAAAGAGCUAACGCAGGAGAAAAACUGGUUAGCGGACAGGUUUGUUUCGGCGGAAGGGCGGGACAAGACUCAUGCAGUGGUGACUCCGGUGGCCCUCUCUUCUUGGACACUUCCCCUGGCACCAUCCUGGGUGUCGUGUCGAAGGGCGGACCGUGUGGGAGGGCGGGCGUGCCGGCGAUCUACACCGACGUCGCCGCCUACAGGGGCUGGAUCGUGCAGAGUCUCAAACCCUAGGGCCAACCUCGCUUAUUUUCCCUACGGUGCCUUUGCUCUCUCGCUAGUUGUGCGGGCGACUCACAUCACUAAUAUUGAAUGUUUUUUUUUUUUUGUAUUAUCACUUUAUCUUAUUGUUUAAACAGCUACGGGAGAUUAAUUGAAUAUUUCUGUUGUUAUUCUUUUCUUUCAUUUUUUGUUAUCCGUAAGAUACUUGAAGUGUCCGAAUGAAAGAGCUUUAUGUAAUUAUGUAAUGGAACACAUAGAAACAACUGUCAACUUGUGAUUGAUGUCUUUUAAUCAGUUUGUUGUGAUUAGGCCUAUGUAGUUAUCUGUUUAAAUAUUGAUUUUCAGACGUUUUUAACAUCUAUGUUUUUUUUCCCAGAAAUAUGAUCUAAAUAAAAAAAACAUAACUUUG